This is a messenger RNA of Hibiscus syriacus, 891 nucleotides long. RefSeq names its product heavy metal-associated isoprenylated plant protein 30-like. The record is from RefSeq and is a predicted model, not a curated record. NCBI's taxonomy places the organism in Eukaryota, Viridiplantae, Streptophyta, Magnoliopsida, Malvales, Malvaceae. The transcript has 3 exons. Gene Ontology annotation, molecular function: metal ion binding. Bases 170 to 712 code for a protein of 180 amino acids.
CCUCAGGGAGGGGUCCCAAUAUAGAGAUAUAAACACAACAGAUGGGUUCAUCUUCUUUAAAGAGUAUCAGAUUACUUUCAUAUCAGCAAGGGGUCUUGGACCUUUGAGGCCAUUGCAACUCCAUAAGGGAUUUCUUUCUAUCUCCUGGUUUGGUACUUUGAAAUUUGCAAUGGGUACCCUAAUAGCAAGAGCAUUUGGGUCUCUUAUGUCUGUUAUAGCUCACUGUUUCUUUGGGUACCGAGACAGCAAAAAGGGCACAAGCAACAUCCAUCACCACAAGAAGCCUAAGGGCCAACCACUUUCUUUACAGACUGUGGAUCUCAAAGUCAGGAUGUGCUGCAUUGGCUGCGAGAGAGUAGUCAAAAGAGCCCUUUACAAGCUUCGAGGUGUAAAUUCGGUGGAAGUUGACCUGAAGUUGGAAAAAGUAACCGUAAUCGGGCACGUUGAUCGUUACAAGGUGUUGAAACAGGUGAGGAGGUCGGGAAAAAGGGCCGAGUUCUGGCCCUAUCCCGACGUGCCGUUGUACUUCACCUCGAUGGGCGACUACUUCAGGGACACGAGGAACGAGUUCAAAGAGAGUUACAAUUACUACAAACACGGGUACAAUCUAGGUCAUCGGCACGGGAAUAUUCCGGUAACACAACGAGGCGAUGACAACGUCAGCAACAUGUUCAACGAUGAUAAUGUCAAUGCCAUCUGCUGCCUCAUGUAGGAACUUGAAGCCAGAAGGACUUAGUAAUCAUCCAUUUCGAUAAAUGUAGAUAUUAUUUGCAUUCAUGUAAUACUAUAUGCGCUGUAUAUAAAUCUUAGGUUAAUGUACAUUAGAAGUACUUGUAUUAUACUUAAAACUCCAUUUUAGUCACUCUACUAUGGAAAGAAAUAUUUUGUCUA